AUGCCGCCUAAGAAGAAGGGGAACAAGAAGGCCCAGGAUGACUGGGAGGCCGAGCUGGGCGAGUCCAUCGCCCCAGCAAACGGCGAUGCCGCCCCGGCACCUGAGAAUGGCGAUGACGCCGCCCCCGCCCCCGCCGACGACGAGGCCCCAGCAGCAGGUGGUCUCAUGGGCCUGAUGCGCAAGAACAAGGAGAGGCGCAAGAAGAAGGGCCUGCCAGAGCUCGAGGGCGAGGACGCUCCCGGCGCCGAGCCCGCCGCACCACCAGAGGAGAAGGCCGCACCCGUCGAGGCCAACAUGGACGACGAGUUCGCCCUGCCAGAAAAGAAGGGCAAGGGCGGAAAGGGAAAGCAGCAGGCCAAGCCAGCAGCCGCCGCCAAGGCUGGCGAUGACGAGACAGACGCCUCCGGCAAGGUCCUCACCAAGGCCGAGAAGGAGAAGCUCAAGAAGGAGCGCGAGAAGCAGAGGAAGAAGGAGCAGGCCGCCGCCAAGAAGAAGACCGCCCCAGCCGCACCCGCCAAAGCUGAGCCAUCCAAAGCCGCCGAGAAGAAGGACGAGCCCGAGGCGGCAGCCCCUGCGGCCGAGGCCGCCAAGCCCGGGAAGAAGCUCCCAAAGCACCUGCAACUGCUCCAGAAGCAACAAGAAGAGCUCCGCAAGCGGGAGGAGGCCAAGGCCAAGGCUGACGCCGAGGAGCGCGCCCGGAUAGAAGAGGAGGAGCGCCAAAUCGAGGAGGAAAACAAGCGCAAGGAAGAGGAGAAGGCCCGCAGGAAGCAGAAGGAGAAGGAGAAGGUCGAGCAGCUCAAGAAGGAGGGCAAGUACAUGACCAAGGCCCAGAAGGAGGAGAAGGCCCGGAACGAGCGCAAGCUCCAGCAGAUGCUGGCUGCCGGCAUCCAGGUCGGUGGUUUGGCAGAUGGUGAAUCAGCCAAGAAGGAGAAGCCCAAGUUCGAGAAGAAGGGCAAGGGCAAGAAGCAAGAGAAGAUCGACGAGGAGAAAGCACUGGCAGAGGCUGCCGAACGUGCGAGAAUCCAGGCCGAAGAGGCUCUCAAGAAGAAGGCGGAAGACGAGCGCAAGGCCAAGGAGCAGGCAGAGGCUGAGGCCGCCGCAAAGGCAGCUGCGGCGAGGGAAGAGGAGAUUGAGGAGGACUGGGAGGCCGCCGCAGCAUCCGACGAGGAACCCAAGGACAGCUGGGACGCCGACUCGGACGAGGAGGCUGACAACAAGGAGAGCGGCAAGACAGAGGCAGGAGACAAGUCGCUCCCGUCAAGACCGAAGCAACAAGAGGCCGAGGAGGAGUCUUCCGAAGAGGAGUCCUCGUCUGACGAUGAAGAAGCCGACAAGGAGGCCCUUAGGAGGAGGGAAGCCCUCGCAAGACGUGAGAAGGCCCACCAGGCCGCCCUCGCUGCCCGGUCAAAAGACAACCUCCGGUCACCCAUUUGCUGUAUCCUGGGCCACGUCGAUACCGGAAAGACCAAGCUGCUCGACAAGAUCCGUCAGACCAACGUCCAGGAGGGCGAAGCUGGUGGUAUCACUCAGCAGAUUGGUGCUACCUACUUCCCGGUCGAGGCCAUCAAGCAGAAGACCCAGGUUGUCAACCAGGACGGCAAGUUCGAGUUCAAGGUGCCAGGUCUGCUGGUCAUCGACACACCCGGUCACGAGUCCUUCUCCAACCUGCGUUCAAGAGGUUCCUCUCUUUGCAACAUUGCCAUCCUGGUUGUCGAUAUCAUGCACGGUCUUGAGCCCCAGACCCUCGAGUCUAUGCGCAUGCUGCGUGAGAGGAAGACACCGUUCGUUGUGGCCCUGAACAAGAUUGAUCGUCUGUACGGCUGGAAGAAAAUCGACAACAACGGCUUCCAGGAGAGUUUGAAGCUCCAGGGCAAGGCGGUGCAGAAUGAGUUCAAGAACCGUCUGGAACAGACCAAGGUUGCCUUCGCUGAGCAAGGGUUUAACGCCGAACUGUACUACGAAAACAAGCAGAUGUCUAAAUUCGUCUCGCUCAUCCCCACGUCCGCCCACACCGGAGAGGGUAUCCCCGACAUGCUCAAGCUGAUCCUGCAGCUCACGCAGGAGAGGAUGGUGGGCUCGCUCAUGUACCUCUCCGAGGUGCAGGCCACCGUCUUGGAAGUGAAGCAGAUCGAGGGUUUCGGCAUGACCAUCGAUGUCAUUCUUUCCAACGGUAUCAUGCGGGAAGGCGACAGGAUCCUGUUGUGUGGUACAGAGGGUGUGAUCAAGACCAACGUCCGAGCCCUGCUGACGCCGGAGAAGCUCAAGGAACUCCGUCUCAAGUCACAGUACGUGCACAACAAGGAGAUCAAGGCCGCGCUCGGUGUCAAGAUCGUCGCUCCUGGGCUGGAGAAGGCCAUCGCUGGUUCUCGUCUGCUGGUUGCGGGCCCCGACGAUGACGAGGAUGACAUUGAGGACGAGCUCGAGAGUGAUCUUGAGACAUUGUUCAGCCGUGUCGAGAGGACCGGUCGUGGUGUGUCCGUCCAGGCUUCCACGCUGGGUUCGCUCGAGGCCCUGCUGGACUUCCUCAAGGACUGCAAGAUCCCCGUCGCCAACGUCGGUAUCGGCCCGGUCUCCAAGCGAGAUGUCAUGCAGUGUGGUAUCAUGCUGGAGAAGUCGCCCGACCACGCUGUCAUGCUCUGUUUCGAUGUCAAGGUCGAGAAGGACGCCCAGACGUACGCCGAGGACAACGGCAUCAGGAUUUUCACGGCAGACAUCAUCUACCAUCUCUUCGACCAGUUCACCAAGCACAUGGACGAGCUGCUUGAGAAGAAGAAGGAGGACUCCAAGAUGCUGGCGGUCUUCCCUUGCGUGCUCAAGCCUGUGGCCGUCUUCAACAAGACCAACCCCAUCGUCGUCGGUGUCGACGUUGUUGAAGGCCAGCUGAGGGUCAACACGCCUAUCUCGGCGGUGAAGCACAACCCCACGACGGGCGUCAAGGAGAUCGUUGCCAUGGGCAGAGUAACCUCCAUCGAGCGAGAGCACAAGCAGAUCCCAGUGUGCAAGAAGGGCCAGCCCUCGGUGGCCGUCAAGAUCGAGAUGGGCGGCCACCAGCCGACGUACGGGCGGCAGCUGGAGGAGACGGACACGCUGUACAGCGCCAUCUCGCGCGCCUCGAUCGACUGCCUGAAGGAGUUCUACCGCAAGGACGUCUCCAACGACGAGUGGCAGCUCAUCGUCAAGCUCAAGCCGCUGUUCGAUAUCCCUUAG
This is a messenger RNA of Diaporthe batatas, 3207 nucleotides long. RefSeq lists its product as uncharacterized. NCBI's taxonomy places the organism in Eukaryota, Fungi, Ascomycota, Sordariomycetes, Diaporthales, Diaporthaceae. Bases 1 to 3207 code for a protein of 1068 amino acids. Gene Ontology annotation, molecular function: translation initiation factor activity; GTP binding; GTPase activity. The record is from RefSeq and is a predicted model, not a curated record. The transcript has 4 exons.